CGAAGGUUAGGGUUCCUUAGAGAGCGAUUAUAUCUUAACGAACGUUCCUUUGGAUCUUGUUCUCGAAGAUUGAAUAUUAAUAUUUUUUAGAAAACCUUCGUUUUAUCCUUUUUGUUUUUGUUUUAAACACUACUAAUAGGGCUUUCGAUCGUAUUAUUUGGUAGAUCGUCGCCAUUAAAACGAAUAUAUCUGUUUUUUCCUUGUUUUUAUCGUUCAAAUCUUCAUAAACUACUCUAUUUUCUUGAAACUAUAUUAAAGAACAUUUUCAAAAAAAAUUAAAUCAAUGGAAACAAUAACAGUGCAACGUUCACCGGGCAAGCACGUUUCUGGCAUGAGACCAUUCAAGAACCCUAGAAGCAGAAGGGGUUCUCGUGGAUCUCUUUCAAGAUCCGGAGGAAGUUUGGCACUCCCUAAUAACCCGGCCUCGUCGUGGGGAUCUUCACCGGCGUAUCCUCCGCCGUCGCAGCCUAACUACUCACAGCCUCCUCUUCUCCCUCUUCCACGUGGCAACAGCUCAACUCUUCCUCUGCAACCCUUCAACAGUUCUCACCCACGUGUGAACAGCUCUACUCUUUCUUGCGCUCAGACAAGAGCAACGUAUGAAACACACCACAAGAAAGUUGAUUCUUCACCAAGAUUGGCUCGAACCGGUUCGGUUCCGGUCUGGUCUAACAAACCGUGUGAUUUUCCUAAAGGAUUUGAUGGUUAUCCCGGUCCAACAAUCUUGCUGCUAUCUCCUCCCCCGAGUAGCUUGCCUAUGCCCAAGUUUUCGAUCAAAUCGAAGGUUCGUUGCAACGCAGAAGCUGCUGGAAAGACUGACGUGGCCACUGAUAACAUCCGGCGAGUUUUACAGCUCCGGUGAAAGGUGGUGCUACUGCUACGUACGUAACGUUGAUGAUAUUACUAAUAAAAUAAGCCCAUGGGCUUUUAUGGGCUUGUGUCUAUCUUAAUUUUUAAAGUGAUAGAGCUCUCUCCUUUUGUGUGAUUUGCUAAGCCUUAACUUUUUAAAAGGCUCUCUUGACACAAAGAAUUCCCUUGUCGGAAAUGUGUUUUAUUUUAUUUUGUUACCUUUUCUAUGAUUAUUCGAAAUACUAAAA
Eruca vesicaria subsp. sativa (arugula) is the source of this 1097-nucleotide messenger RNA. NCBI's taxonomy places the organism in Eukaryota, Viridiplantae, Streptophyta, Magnoliopsida, Brassicales, Brassicaceae. The record is from the annotation of a GenBank genome assembly.